UUGAUUCGAGUAUUCAUAUCCGGUCUUCCAUUUUCUUUUCGUCAUCAUCGCAUAUAAUUGCGUUCUUGUUCAGUCACGUUUGUUAUCGAUCUUGCGUUUUUAGUAAUUGUGAAACAUUUAAAUUGUAUACGAGCGUUCGUUAGUCUAAAGCUCUCCGACUCGCGCAAUGGCGGAGGAUUUGGAUGUCGAGGCAAUGCUGGAGGCGCCAUAUAAGAAGGGGGAGCAGGACUCCUCAACCAAAGACAAAUCAUCCAAGGAAAAUGGGUCUAGCCGUAAAUCAUCUGGGAAGAGCAAGCAUCGUUCUCGUUCCCGUUCUCGAUCACGAGAUCGUCGAGAGAAAGAUCGUCGCGAUCGCGACCGAGAUAGAGAUAGAGAAAGAGAUCGCGAUAGGGAUAGAGAUCGUGAUCGCGAUCGUGAUCGUCGACGUAGAUCAAGAUCAAGAGAUCGGAGAGACCGUGAUAGAGACAGAGACAAUAGUGAUAGAGAUAGGGAUCGUCGGGACAGAGAUCGAGAUCGAGACAGAAGAAGAAAACGAUCUCUCACACCAAUUACACUUCCUAGAGCAAGAUUACCAUUUGGAAAAGGCGUCAGUCCCCUUGGCAUCAGAAAUGAUGAAUUAACACCAGAGGAACGAGAUGCCCGAACUGUUUUCUGUAUGCAACUAAGUCAGCGCAUACGUGCUCGAGAUUUAGAAGAAUUCUUUUCCAGUGUUGGGAAAGUUCAAGAUGUCCGACUUAUAACAUGUAAUAAGACAAGAAGAUUUAAAGGUAUAGCAUAUGUGGAAUUCAAAGACCCUGAAAGUGUUACAUUGGCACUUGGUUUGUCAGGUCAAAAGCUUCUUGGUGUUCCUAUAGUAGUACAACAUACUCAAGCCGAGAAAAAUCGUAUGGGUAAUUCCAUGCCAAAUCUAAUGCCAAAAGGACAAACUGGACCCAUGAGAUUAUAUGUUGGAUCUCUUCAUUUUAAUAUCACAGAAGAUAUGCUUCGUGGUAUUUUCGAGCCUUUUGGAAAAAUUGACAAUAUUCAGUUAAUUAUGGCCGAAACUGGACGAAGCAAAGGCUAUGGAUUUUUGACUUUUAGAAAUGCCGAUGAUGCAAAGAAAGCAUUGGAACAGUUAAAUGGUUUUGAACUUGCUGGAAGACCUAUGAAAGUUGGUAAUGUUACAGAACGUACAGAUUUAAUACAAGGUCCGUCUCUUUUGGAUACAGACGAAUUAGAUCGAAGUGGUAUCGAACUUGGUGCUACUGGAAGGUUACAACUAAUGUUUAAGUUAGCAGAAGGAACAGGACUUGAAAUUCCUCCUGCAGCUGCAAAUGCAUUAAAUAUGGCUCCAGUUAUGUCAACGCCACAACCACCUCCACAGGUUGCUCCUCCUAUAGCAACACAGUGUUUUAUGUUAUCGAAUAUGUUCGAUCCACAAAAUGAAACGAAUCCAAAUUGGGCAAAGGAAAUUCGUGAUGAUGUUAUCGAAGAAUGUAAUAAACACGGUGGUGUGUUACACGUGUAUGUGGACCAAGCCUCCCCUCAGGGUAAUGUUUAUGUUAAAUGUCCAUCAAUAGGAACAGCAGUUGCAGCUGUCAAUUCAUUACAUGGUAGAUGGUUUGCUGGCCGAGUAAUUACAGCCGCUUACGUGCCAGUUGUAAAUUAUCAUUCGCUGUUUCCGGAUGCGAUGACCGCUUUACAGUUAUUGGUUCCGAGCGCUCCGCGAAGGGGAAUGUGAUCUUAAACAGUGCAAAUGCUAAUUACAAAUAUGUAAAUUCAUAUAGUAUUACAUUUUUACAAAAAAAAAUUUUGUUACUAUAACAAAAUCGUUAAGUGUCAUUUCAGAUUAUACAGGUGUUACAAAAUAACAGCAAUGCAUCUGCAAAUUUUCAUAUAUGAAGAUAAUUAUUUUUUUGUUUUAUAAAAAUCUUCUAUUAUUAAGCAUCUUGACCAAUACAAGCUGAAAAAUUAUUUUUAAUAUAUUUCUAGAUACUUUAUUAAAAUAUGGAAACAAAAUUAUCUUUUGAACAUUUAUUUAUUAAUAUAAUUCAAUUAUUGAAAAAUAUUUAUGUAUAUCUACUCGUGUAUCGAUUCGUAUUUCAAUAGAUUCAAUACAGCAAAAUCAAA
Messenger RNA from Apis florea (little honeybee), 2109 nucleotides. It is a transcript of the gene Caper, whose product is annotated as RNA-binding protein 39-like protein Caper. The record is from RefSeq and is a predicted model, not a curated record. Gene Ontology annotation, molecular function: RNA binding. Gene Ontology annotation, cellular component: nucleus. Gene Ontology annotation, biological process: mRNA processing. Lineage: Eukaryota; Metazoa; Arthropoda; Insecta; Hymenoptera; Apidae.